AUGCCGAAGAAAUUUGCUAAUGAAAAUCCCAAAGUAAUUGCCUCUCGUGAGCGUAAGGCAGCAGCGAAGAAAGAUGAGCAAGAGAAGAAGCAAAAGGCCGCUGAGGAUGCUUACUGGGCGGAUGACGAUAAACUAAUCAAUAGAAAGCUUCAGAGAAAGGAGGAGGAAGAACGGAAGAGAAUGGAAGCUUUGAAACGGAAAGAAGAAAAUCGUAAACUCGCCGAAGCUGAGAUGGCCAAACUUGCAGCGUCAAAGUCGAAUGCUCAACCGCAGAAAGUUACCAGAGCCACCAUCGAUGAACGUCGGGAAGCCGAACUACGCUUGCAGAAAGAAGAGGAGGCGCGUGCUAAAUUAGCUGCCGAAAAGAUUGAGGUCGUCGAUCAUCUUGAGGAAAACAUGAAUCAGCUGGAAGUGGGAACAGCAACGGCUAGGACUGUUGAGGACGCCAUUCAAGUUCUUGGUGGUGACCGCGAAGGAAUCGACAAGCAUCCUGAGAAGCGAAUGAAGGCCGCUUAUCUAGCUUUCGAAGAAGCAAUGUUACCGCGCCUCAAGCAAGAACACCCAACAUAUCGCCUGUCUCAGCUAAAGCAGCUUCUCAAAAAGGAGUGGCUAAAGUCUCCUCAAAAUCCUCUCAAUGCCAAACUUAUGGCUCUUUCUGCUGUAUGA
Haemonchus placei is the source of this 666-nucleotide messenger RNA. Lineage: Eukaryota; Metazoa; Nematoda; Chromadorea; Rhabditida; Trichostrongylidae. The record is from the annotation of a GenBank genome assembly.